UAGCCAUCAUCACACCACUGUAGACUAUAGUGUCAACCCAAUGAAAAGCCUCUCUUCUUCUCCACACAAGCCAAGCCAAGCCAAUCCAAGCCAAAUACACCCACAAAAAUCAAAUUAACCUUGCUUCAAGAAAACAACUAUACAUACACAUAUAUGUAUAUAUAUGUUAAUUCUUCUUCUCCAAGUGACAUGAAGAAGUAAGUUGAUCAGAGAAAGAGAGGGAGAUGGAACAAUAUUGCAAGUAGCCCCCAUUUCAGCUCACCAAAUCUCAAACCCACUGCCUAUGUUCAUGCACGCCAAGAAAACACCCUCUACUCCGUACCAUGUCCCCCGGUCCCUUAUAACUCUUGUGAUGAUCACCAUCUCUUUCUCCAGUACUCGACGUCUCUUCUUCUACUUCCCAUUUUGAUCUUAUCAGUAUUAUCAUAUCCCAAUUUCAAGAUGAAUCUCACCGCCAACAUGACUUCCUCGCCGGUCUCCUCCGCCAGCGGCGGGCACCGCUUCUUCCAGCCUGCCCGCUUCUUCCAGCCCGAUGUCCAGAUCCUUGAGGUUGCCGUAGCAGCCUUUGUUUUUGUUGCCAUUCAUUCGCUCAGGCAGCAGAAGCACCAAGGCCUCCCGGUGUGGCCCGUCCUUGGCAUGCUCCCUUCUCUGGUCGUCGGACUCCGGACCGACAUGUACGAGUGGAUCUCCGGCGUACUCUGCAGGCGAAACGGCACGUUCGUAUUCAGAGGGCCGUGGUUCACCAACCUCAACUGCGUUGUCACUUCGGACCCACGGAACCUGGAGCACCUGCUCAAGACCAAAUUUUCCAACUUCCCCAAGGGCGAGUACUUCCGGGACACCGUCCGAGACCUCCUCGGCGACGGCAUAUUCAGCGCCGAUGACGACACGUGGCAACGGCAGAGGAAAACGGCCAGCAUCGAGUUCCACUCCGCCAAGUUCCGGCAGCUCACCACCGAGUCCUUGCUCGAACUUGUCCACGCACGUCUCUUGCCCGUUCUAGAAAACUCUCUAAACCAAUCUCUACCCAUUGAUCUACAAGACGUUCUCCUAAGAUUAACAUUCGACAACGUCUGCAUGAUCGCGUUUGGCGUCGACCCUGGCUGUUUACGGCCCGGGCUACCGGAAAUUCCAUUCGCCAAGGCCUUCGAAGACGCAACGCAAGCAACGCUUCUACGCUUCGUCACGCCGACGCUUCUGUGGAAGGCGAUGAGAGGCAUGGAUGUGGGGUUCGAGAGGACGCUGAAGCGGUCGAUAAAGCGAGUGGACGAGUUCGCCGAGGAGGUGAUCCGGACGAGGAGGAAAGAGCUUGCGCUGCUGCAAUCCGGGGAGAAGAAGCAAAGGUCUGAUCUCUUGACGAUAUUCAUGGGGUUGAGGGAUGAGAACGGGGUGGGGUUUUCGGAGAAGUUUCUGAGGGAUAUAUGUGUGAACUUCAUACUGGCCGGGAGAGACACGUCGUCGGUAGCGCUGAGCUGGUUUUUCUGGCUGCUGGAUCGGAAUCCGGCGGUGGAGGAGAGGAUACUGGCGGAGAUAUGUGGGAUAAUUGGGGAAAGGGAGGGCGAGAGAGAGAGGUCGCCGGUGUUCAGGCCGGAGGAAGUGAAGAAGAUGGAAUAUUUGCAGGCUGCGUUAUCAGAGGCUCUCAGAUUGUACCCUUCUGUGCCUGUUGACCACAAGGAGGUUGUUGAAGACGAUGUUUUCCCAGAUGGAACAGUGCUGAAGAAGGGCACAAAGAUAAUCUACGCAAUCUACGCAAUGGGAAGAAUGGAGGGGAUAUGGGGGAAGGACUGCCGGGAGUACCGGCCGGAGCGGUGGCUCCGGGAGGGCCGGUUCAUGAGCGAGUCGGCGUACCGAUUCACCGCGUUCAACGGCGGCCCACGGCUGUGCCUGGGCAAGGACUUCGCCUACUACCAGAUGAAGUUCGCCGCCGCGUCCAUCCUCUACCGGUUCCACGUCAAGGUGGCGGAGAACCACCCGGUGGAGCCGAAGCUGGCGCUGACCAUGUACAUGAAGCACGGCCUGAAGGUGAAACUUCUUCGGCGAGAUGAGGGUGAGCUUCAGAAGUAUCUCAGUAUCAAAUGAUUAGAUGAUCAUUCAUUGUCCCCAUGCAAAGCAAGCUAGCUGUGUUUCUCUGGUUAUGCUUCGUCUUCUUUUAUCUUUAUCUUUCUCUUUCUUUUUCUUCUUUAUUAUUAGGAUACAGUUUCCUAUGGAUUAUUAUGGUAUGUAAGAAAGAUUUAGAGGGGAAACAACCCAAAAAAGAAAAAAGAAAAAAAGAGAGACAGGAUGAGCUAGCUUGGAGUUUUAGGUAUAUGUUGCAAUAUUUGAAUAAUGGAUUGGAUAUCUUGAUGUAAUGAUUCAUAAUUUAUUUAUUGAUUUACCUAUUUCUUUUUUGUUUCUA
Molecule: messenger RNA, 2395 nt
Organism: Diospyros lotus (date-plum)
Lineage: Eukaryota; Viridiplantae; Streptophyta; Magnoliopsida; Ericales; Ebenaceae
Product: cytochrome P450 86B1-like
Exons: 2
Coding region: 442-2079 (545 amino acids)
Molecular function (GO): oxidoreductase activity, acting on paired donors, with incorporation or reduction of molecular oxygen; heme binding; iron ion binding
Source: RefSeq, a predicted model, not a curated record